Fonsecaea monophora is the source of this 3159-nucleotide messenger RNA. RefSeq lists its product as hypothetical. Gene Ontology annotation, molecular function: actin filament binding; transmembrane transporter activity. Gene Ontology annotation, biological process: actin filament organization; transmembrane transport. Bases 1 to 3159 code for a protein of 1052 amino acids. NCBI's taxonomy places the organism in Eukaryota, Fungi, Ascomycota, Eurotiomycetes, Chaetothyriales, Herpotrichiellaceae. The record is from RefSeq and is a predicted model, not a curated record. The transcript has 10 exons.
AUGGCCACCGACGUAGAAAAAAUCGGCCGUGCCAAUCCCACCGUCAUCGACGACCCCGUCGUGACCAAGGAGAAACUCGCCCUCGACCAGGUCGACGGGGCCCUUGCGUUCCUGCGCAAUGAGGCCGACGCCUCCAUCGCCGAGCUGGACGAGAAGAAGCUCCUGCGCCGCAUCGACCGGCUCAUCAUGCCCAUGCUGUUUGGCGUGUAUGUUCUCCAGUACAUCGACAAGAGUCUGAUCAACUACGCCAACGUCAUGGGACUCAGCAAAGACACACACAUGAGCCCCGCCGACUUCUCGUACCUGGCCACCUUCUUCUACGUCACCUUUGCCGUCUUCCAGCCCGUGCACGCCUACCUGAUGCAAAAGUUCCCGACGGCCAAGUACCUCGCCGUGAAUGUGGUUUUGUGGGGCGUCACUCUGGCCGUGCACAGCGCGUGUCACAACUUUGGCGGUCUUAUUGUGGUUCGCUUGCUCUUGGGCGUUUUCGAAGCGUCUAGCGCACCGUGCCUGAUUUUGAUCACGGGAAUGUGGUACAAGCGCGCGGAACAGCCCUUGAGAGUGGCCAUCUGGUAUCUGGGUGUCGGCGGCGGAACCAUCGUCGGGGCUUUGGCUUCGUUUGGCUUCCAAUUCUAUCACGCCGACACGUUCAAGUCGUGGCAGAUCAUGUUUCUCGUCUUCGGCAUCAUUACCGUCGCAUGGGGCAUCGUCGUCUUCCUCGUCCUGCCCGACUCUCCCAUGGCCUCGCACUUCACGCACGAGGAAAAAGUCCUGGCCAUCGAACGACUGCGCGAGAACAUGACGGGCAUUGAGAACAAGACGUUCAAGAAGCCCCAAUUCAUCGAGACUGUCAUGGAUCCGCGCACGUUGCUCAUCGCCGUCAUCAUCAUCGCGGGCAACGUCCCCACGGGCGCGUGCGGCACGUACUCGUCGACCCUGAUCAAGGGGUUCGGGUACACGUCCAAGGAAUCGGCCUUGCUGAAUAUUCCUAGUGGAGCCAUUUCCAUGAUCGCGGUGCUGUCGGCGUCGUGGUAUGCGGGUAGAUUCAACAAUCGGGGUUAUGGCAUCGUCGCGCUCCUAUUGCCCGGUGUCCUGGGUGGUGGUUUGAUGGCGUUUCUGCCCAAGAGCGACAAGGCCGGGAAACUGGCGGGCAUUUACCUGACUCAGAUCUUUGGACCUAACCUCUCAAUGAUGUACUCCUGGGCCGCGGCCAACUACGCGGGCCACACCAAGAAAAUCACCAUCAACGCCAUCAUCCUCUUCGCCUACGGCGCCUCCAACAUCAUCGGCCCCCUCACCUUCACCGGCUACACCGCCCCGGAAUACAUCCCUGCCAAGGUCGCCAUCAUGGCCUGUCUGUCGCUCGCCAUCGUGACCGCCUUGAUCCUCCGGUUCUGGUACGCGUGGGAGAAUAAGCGCCGCGACCGCCUCGCCGCCGCCGAGGGAUACGUGCACGUCCCCGACACGGAGUUUAUGGAUUUGACGGAUCGGCAGAAUCUCGAGUUCCGUCGACCCCCGAAGCUCACAAUUCCCAAGGCCAACCCCGAAUACCUCGCCCUCAACUGGGACAGCAGCGGCGGCGGCGCGUUUGCCGUCAUCCCUACAAACGAGAAAGGCCGACUUCCCGAACGUAUACCGCUCUUCCGAGGACAUACCGCCGUGGUCUUGGACACAGAUUGGUGGGUCUUCUUAUGGAGAGUCCCAGACGACUUCACACUGCAUCUCGACAUUCCCGCGGAUGAGGUCCAAGACAUUGCCCCAGUAGGCAAACUCAGUGGCCACCCAAAGAAAGUGGGACACGUACUUUUCAAUCCUGCCGCCGAAAAUGUCCUGGCGUCUGCAGCUGGAGAUUUCACGGUCAAGAUAUGGGAUAUCGAGUCGGGCUCUUCCAAGCUGUCGCUCAAGGUUGGCGAGGUGAUCCAGUCCUUGUCAUGGAGUGCAAACGGCUCCCUCUUGGUGACGACUUCCCGAGACAAAAAGUUGAGAAUAUGGGACACCAGACAAGAAAAGCCUGUCCAUGAAGGCCCGGGCCACGCGGGUGCCAAAAACAGUCGCGCCGUGUGGAUGGGCGAGCACGACCGCAUCGCUACAACCGGCUUCUCCAGAAUGAGUGAUCGUCAACUGGCGCUUUGGGACGUCCGAAACGCACAAGAACCCAUCGACGGGUUCCAGAUGCUCGACUCGAUAUCGGGCGUCUGCAUGCCCUUCUGGGACGAAGGUACCCAGUGUCUCUUCCUCGCAGGCAGAGGCGACGGCAACAUCCGUUACUACGAAUAUGAGCACGACAAGUUCGAAUAUCUGUCCGAGUACAAGUCGUCCGAUCCUCAACGUGGGGUCGCGUUCAUCCCCAAGAGGGGAGUCAACCUGCACGAGAACGAGGUCGCUCGGGCGUACAAGACGGUGAAUGACAAUUACAUUGAGCCUAUUUCAUUCAUUGUGCCUCGGAGAGCAGAGACGUUUCAAGAGGACAUCUACCCCCCUACCGUCGGAUUGAAACCCGCGAUGAGCAGCAAGGAGUGGCUGGACGGUGCCGAGGGAUUGCCACCGAAGAUCUCCAUGGAAAGUCUAUAUGAGGGUACCGGCAUCAAAGAAGUCGCAUCCGAUGAGGCGAAACCGGCCAAAAAGGCACCCGAACCUGUUAAAGCUGCUGAACCGAAGAAAGCCGCGCCCGAGCCUACCCCAGAACCCGUGCCAACGACGAUCCGAUCUCCCCCACCGUCCAUGAAGGAACAAGGUGCCACUAUGAUGGGUGCUGCGGACAAAUUCAAAGACACCGAGCCUACGGAAGGAGGAGAUGACGAGUCGGAUUUCGAGGAGGUCCAGAAGCCCGUGGAACGGACAACUGCGACCAAGCCCGUCAUCUCCGAGGAGAAAAAAGCGCAAUCUCCCACUCCGGCGGCGAGUAAAGUGUGGGAAGACGUUGAGGAUCUCGAGCCAGCUCCUAAGCACAAGAUGACCGAGACGGAAAUGCCAGACGAGCAGACCGUCGAAGCGGGAGAGGCUUCGAACGUGGCCGAAGCAUCGCCAGCGUCAGAUUCCAUAGAGCGAGAGAUUAAGAACAUGAAGGCCCUGAUUGCCCAGCAGUCACGGCAGCUGAGCAGCCUGACCAAGACGGUGACGGAACUUGUCGCCGAGGUCAAGGCAUUGAAAGGGUCUUAG